CUUCUCUUUCCUUACAAUUAAACAGGCACUCGGCAAUCUGUAUUUCGCCAUCCGGACCAUCGACAACCUGCAGAUGUGGAACUUCCUGACGCACGAGUGGGAAACGGUAGAGGGCAAAAACAUCCACACCGGCAACAUUGAAUCGGUGGCAUCGAAGGAAAAGGCUAAAUUCCCGCAGCAGUUCUUCCCAGAGUGCAAAUGGUCACGCAAAGGCUUCAUGCGGACACGCUGGUCCCUGAACGGGAGCGUCUUUGAUCUGGUCAACAUCCACUUGUUCCACGAUGCUUCCAACUUGGCUGCGUGCGAGGAAUACCCCUCCGUGUACUGCAAGAGCCGACGGCGGGCGUUGAUCCACACACUGGAAAGAUUUCACCAGGAUUCAGUCAACCAAGCCGUGCCAUACUUUGUCUUUGGUGAUUUCAACUUCCGGUGUGAUACCGAAGGAGUCGUCAAAAAGCUGACCGAGGAUCUGACGAUGCAUCGGAUUCCGCACCCAAAGAGCGACAACUCCAAGGUUCAGUACCGGGACUCGGACGGUGCCAACGUACUUACGCUGGGCAAGAAGGAGUUCACCCACUACGACCAGAGCACAUUCAAAGAAAGCUGGCUGCGUCAGUUCGAUCGGGAGCUCGAUUCGCUCCGCAGCAUACUGCACGAGUAUCCGAUUACAUUCCCGCCUUCGUACCCGUACGAGGAGGAUCCCGGGCAGCCGGGCAGCUACAUGAGUACCCGGUGUCCGGCCUGGUGCGACCGGAUACUGAUCAGCCCGGCGGCGCGCAAACUUAUCGACGACGAGCGGGAGAACGGAAAAACCGGCAAUGCGACGACGGCGACGAUGGCGGCCGCCAAGGGUACCUACGGUAUCAUGGGCGAGGUGGUUUGCAUGGGAGAUCAUAAGCCGGUGUUCCUGAACGUGCGAAUCAAGACGAGUCAAGGUAUUUUAAAUUACUGUUCCUGUGAUACGCAUGCGCAUAGACGUGUUGAACACAAUUCCAAUAGUAGUAGCAAUAGUACCGUUAAUGUUAAUCAUAUCAAUAACAACAAUAGCUGCAGUAGUAUUUUAGUUAGCAAACUUAUUAGCAAUAAUAGCAAUGUGAACGACGCCACUAGCAUAAUCAGCAACCACAACAACCUCCACCACCUCAACAACAGCAACAGUCUCCUCAGUUUCCCUUCCGGCUUGACGGCGGCGACACAUCCCGACAAUAACCGUCCUCCUUCCACUGCCACAGCCCUAACAAGCACUGCUCUGAGCACCCUUACUAGUUCGCCACUAGCCACUCUUAACCAGCAUCACUGUUCCGUCUGCUUCGAUCGCAUUCAGUCCACGUUCGAUGAGAUUCUUUCGGAGUUGGAACUUCCGCUUGGUACCUGUGCCGGUGGUGCGCCAUCUGUCGAAAACACCCCAGCCAAAAAGAAUCCUCAGGAUACGGGUCAUCCGGCCAAAGCACCUCCCCCGGUGCGGAUCAGCGUGUUCGACACGGACACCAAUGCCAACGUUUGCAUGUGUUCAUUGUACAGCAGUAGCUUUAGCCUGGUAGGUGGCGAAUGUAGGCGUAGCCGUUCCGGCUCGAUAAGCUGCCCCGAUCAGUCCCAGGUGGAUACCGGGGGCGGCGGUGGUGGCGUGAAUAAUCCACAGAUCUGCCCCAACUGCCGGAACAUCAUCAAACACCAGCCGAUGGAACAUCGGAAGACGCUGAUCUCGCGACGCCUCAUGCUGGCCAACGACAUCAUCGUCAAUCGGAUCGAUACUCACUACCUGAACACCUAUACCACCACAGCCGGAGGAAUCACCUCGACGGCCGCUGGCGCCAACCGCCAGUUCGAACCGUACACUCCCGAAAGUGUAGAAUCUCACUCGCCUGCUCCGGAAAGCGCCGACAAUAAGCCGGACUUUGACGACGAAUCACAGCUCACCGAAGGGGGUGACCUGGAAGACUACACCGCCGACGCUGUAGACAGCCUGCAGAAACCCCUGAAAGAACCCCUUGCGCAACCGAACCUUUCCAUAACGAACUCCUCCUCCAAAAAGAACACCUCCAUAAGUGGAGGCGUUUCGCCCCGACAGCUUAAAUCGCGCCUGGAAAAGCUCAAACGGAUCUCGGACCGGCGGAAAACCUACCAGGAGACGAAGGCACUGGCGGCAGCGGCCAACAGCAGCACCACCUUGGGGGAAGAAUUGCAACCCCUAGACGACGGCGGGUUGGCGGGUAAAUCUAGUCAGCUUCAGGGCAAGGAGGUGGACGAGGUGAUCUUUGUCGGAGGGGACGCAGGUCAGCCCAUCCGGCGGCAUCUGCUGGAGGAUGCCGAGAGGCGCAGCAGCGAGCGGAAACUGGUGGACUGCUGUCGGCGGUGGGAUUGCUGUGCAAUUUCGUAGUUAGUGUGUGCGCAAUCCUCUCGAUCGCGAUGACGAGGAGCUUGUUUGUAGAUUCGUUAUUUAUGUAUGUUAUGUGUGAAUGUUUAAGUUGCUCUGAUUGUACUUAUACGAUUAAGAAUUAUUGUUUGUGGUUUCAACGUUUUUCUGCAAGUAAAACCAAACAAAUGCAAGAAAUUAAAAUUGGUUUAUUUUUAUUUA
Aedes albopictus (Asian tiger mosquito) is the source of this 2575-nucleotide messenger RNA. RefSeq lists its product as uncharacterized. The transcript is spliced from 6 exons. The record is from RefSeq and is a predicted model, not a curated record. Gene Ontology annotation, biological process: phosphatidylinositol dephosphorylation. NCBI's taxonomy places the organism in Eukaryota, Metazoa, Arthropoda, Insecta, Diptera, Culicidae. Bases 74 to 2377 code for a protein of 767 amino acids. Gene Ontology annotation, molecular function: inositol-polyphosphate 5-phosphatase activity.